Molecule: messenger RNA, 1011 nt
Organism: Camelina sativa (false flax)
Lineage: Eukaryota; Viridiplantae; Streptophyta; Magnoliopsida; Brassicales; Brassicaceae
Source: RefSeq, a predicted model, not a curated record
AUGAAGUUAGUUAACAACACCAUCUGCAAGAUGAUUAUGGGGAGGAGUUGUUCUGAGGAGAAUGGUGAAGCUGAGAGAGUCAUAAGCUUGGUGGCCAAGUCAGAUGCCUUAGCAAAGAAGUUCUUCUUGGCAGCCAUCCUGCGCAAACCCCUUCCGAAAUUUGGGAUCUCACUGUUCAAAAAGGAGUUAUUGGAUGUUUUGAGCAAGUUUGACGAAGUGUUAGAGAAGAUUCUUGUGGAAAACAAAGAGAAAUUGGAUCAGGAGCAUCAACAAGAUACUGUCAUGAUGGAUAAGCUAUUGGAAGCUUAUGGAGACGAAAACGCAGACUGUAAAAUCAGUAGAGACCAUAUCAAGUCCUUGUUUGUGGAUUUGUUCGUAGCAGGCACCGACACCUCGACGCACACUAUACAAUGGAUCAUGGCCGAGAUCAUACACAAUUCCUACAUUCUUGAGAUACUGAGAGAAGAAAUUGAUUCCGUUGUAGGGAAAACAAGGUUGAUUCAAGAAACUGAUCUACCGAACCUCCCUUACUUACAAGCGAUUGUCAAAGAAGGGCUAAGAUUGCAUCCGCCGGUCCCCCUUGUGGUAAGGACGUUACAAGAAAGGUGUAUGAUCGGAGGGUUUUAUGUACUGGAGAAGACAACACUUCUUGUUAAUGGUUAUGCUAUGAUGAGAGAUCCCGAGUACUGGGAAUAUCCUCUAGAGUUUAAGCCAGAGAGGUUUCUAACUUCUUCAAUGAAAAAAGAUGAGAUAAGAGAUGAAGUCCUAAAAUACAUUCCUUUCGGGAGCGGCAGAAGAGGCUGUGCUGGAGCAAAUCUAGCUUAUGUCUCUGUAGGAACCGCGAUUGGAGUGAUGUGCCAAUGCUUUGAUUGGAAGACCAAAGAAGAUAAGGUCAACAUGGAUGAGGCUGCUGGGAAAAUAACGUUGACCAUGGCUCAUCCCCCUAAGUGCACUCUUGUUCCUCGAACCCUAAUCCCUUUAACUUUAUGUAUGCAGAUUCCCAUUUCCUGA